Messenger RNA from Stegodyphus dumicola, 1775 nucleotides. Its product is annotated as alpha-tocopherol transfer protein-like. Gene Ontology annotation, molecular function: phosphatidylinositol bisphosphate binding. NCBI's taxonomy places the organism in Eukaryota, Metazoa, Arthropoda, Arachnida, Araneae, Eresidae. Gene Ontology annotation, cellular component: membrane. The record is from RefSeq and is a predicted model, not a curated record.
CUCCGGUGUUUUCAGUUUUCGCAAACCUGUUCUUUGAUUUUAAUUUGAGUGGUAGUAUCUUUUGUCAAAACAUAACAAUACGUAAUUCAGAAUAUUCAAAGAAAUGUUAAAUCUUAUGAUUAAAACAAAGGAAGUUUUGUAGCCAGGGUAAGAAACUGAAAUGAAAAUGGUUAAUAUGCCAGGCUAUGCGAAUGAAGAUUGCUACAGAAGGAUACCAUAAUGCGAACAUUAGAAAGGCUACAUUGCAGAUGUUUCUAACAUCAAUACAUCAUUCAUUAUAAUAAUGUAUGAUGUAUGAUUUAUAAAUGUAGCAUCAUUGGUUCUAGAUCUUCUUUUUUCGAGUAAUGGACUGCAAAACAUUAAUGCAAGAAUCACAGUUUAUGCCCUUGGAAAAUACAAUUCUAAACGAAAUCAUUAUCCGUAAAGCUGAAGAAGAAUUAGGGGAGACUGAACAAAAACGGAAAGUAUGUCUUCAAGAACUUAAAAUAAUGAUUGAAGAGGAAAAGGAUUUGAAUGCAGACAUUUCUGAAGAGUUCCUCUUGGGUUUUUUACGAGUUAGAAAGUUCAGUGUUGAUGCAGCGUUUAAACUACUGAAGAAAUAUUACCUAAAUAGGCAAAUUUAUCCGAAUGUCUACCGCAACUUUACACCGAAACACUGUCAUAAAAUAUUGAAGGCAAAUUUUUUGAAUUUUUUGCCUUUAAGAAGCCCUGAAGGAGCUGCUGUCUGGGUGCCUCGACUAGGGAUUUGGGAUACUGAUAUUUUCUCCCCUGAAGAAGUUACAAAAUUUGGUUUGCUUUGUGCAGAAAAGGAAAUGAGAAAUCCCAUAACUCAAGUAUGUGGACUGAUAACUCUGGCAGAUAUGAAAGGAUUUUCUUGGUCCCAUUUUUUUCAGAUUACUAUACCUAAAAUAAAAUGCUUUGUGGAUACAGUUCAAGAUGGAAUACCUGUACGGAAUAAAGCAGUGCAUGUUAUAAAUAACCCCGGCAUUUUUAGCAUAUUAUUCGACAUCAUGAAACCUUUUUUAAGUAAAAAAUUGAGAAACAGGAUAUAUUUUCAUGGAGACAACUUGAGUAGCUUACAUCAGUUUCUUCCACCUCAAAUGCUGCCUGAGGAAUUUGGUGGAACACAGGGCUCGUUCGAAAAUGAACAAUUUUAUGAAUGCUUACUGGCCAAUGAAGAAGAAUUUCAACAAUACCAGAAAUUUGGAUAUUUUAGUUCUAAAAACUGAGAAAUGUUACAGCAUUUUACGUAUGUGUGAAACUUGCCGUACUUGAAUAUGAACAAAUUAAAAGUGAUAGUGAAUAUCUGACUCUCUGACAGUAUUAUAUCAUGUUACUAUAUAAAUUGAUGACUGAUGGAUAAAUUUUACUCAGCAAAGUGAUAUCUUGUGUACUUACUACCACACGGAAUCAAUUACUUUCAUAAAAUAUAAGCAAAGACUUUGAGCAACUAUGCUGCGGUUGGAAAUAGGUAGAAAACUGAUAUUAGUUUGAUUAUAACUAUAGUCAUCUGUUAAAUUAUUUUGUGAGUGUAGUUCGAGUUGAUUGCUGCAGUAUGCUGAAUUUUCUGCAUGAAACGUUUUGGAAAGAAAUUAUGAUGGACAUUUUUUCGAAAUGUAAAGAAUCUGACAAUAAUGUUUAGAAUGGAUAACUAAUCAAGUUACUAAUUAAUCUUAGUGGUUUCCAAGUGGCUUGGCAUUAGAUUCGUCUCCUGGAUAUUAAAUAUUUAUAUCUUAAAAGGUUUGUAAGAAAUAAAAGUAAUUGUUGUUUUUUUA